CCAGAAACAGAGUUUGUCACAUUUAACGCAUUCAUGCUUCGUGUUGAGCCAUGUUAGAUGCACGCCAUGUGCUACAGCUCAGCUUGCUUUGGCUGGCCUGGAUUUGUGCUGCGCAGACUCCAGGUGUUUCACCUCAAAUCAACAUUUACUCGGAGGAUGCAGAGGACUUCGCCAGCGGGGUGCCUUUCUACCAGUGGCUUAAGCAUGUGACAAUUCAGGUGCCGAAGCCGACUGGGCCCUUGGGGAAUCCCUUGCAACUAGAUGGAGGCAAUUGCAGCCAGAUUCGCAUCAACAGUCUUGAUGCCCAGGACUUGACAGUGACAGAUUUGACGCCUGCCUUCUCCCUGCACAUCUCAGCACAUUUGGAAUGCACCUUACUGUUAAGUGGGGGCUCCUUAGCCAUUGGCUUUGCCAUUGACAACGCCACAGCAGACCUGGCCUUCCUGGUGCAACCGGUCGAAGCACCUGGCAGUUCUGGCCUCUUGGUGCCCUUGGGGAAGGUGAAAGUGACCAGGUGCAAAAUCUCUAUCAUCAUGAGCAUGCUACGCUUCACGGGCUCUUCACCUUUGAAUGAGGCUUUGACUCAGCUACAUCCAGCCUUAGAGCAGUUCAUCAAUGAGGAGCUGCCGGAGGUCGCUUGCUCGCAGCUGGAGCCCCUGAUCGAAAAGCAAGCUUCGGCCACGUUGGCCGCCAUGCUGAUUCAGCUCGAGCCCUUCCUGCGGAAGCAUCCGCCUUUGCCCCCCGAGCCGACCCGUUCGGGAAUUCCUUUGGUGGACUGGGAGACGUAUCCACCUGCUCACUUGCUCCGUUCAUUGGCCCAAAGAAGACCAGCGCAAGUGGCAUCAGUGAUACAGAGGAUUUCCACACAAGAAAUUCCCCUGAAGAUGCUGGGGGUGAAUCGUUCCGUGGCGAUCGACGCUGUGGGAACGACGCUUCGCAGCUACAUGCAGGAGCUGAGGAUCCAGGGGCUCAACAGCUUCGUCGCAGGAAGUCUUGCAUUACUGGGUUCAGGCCAACAUAUCACCGGCGCUGCCGCCUUUGCAAACCUGAGCUUCGCGGUGCGGCUGCAGGCGCAGGUCCGCUCGGUGGACCCAUCGAAGAUGAAACAAGCGACGCCGCUCCUGGAAACCUUCGAGGUUCAACUACACUUGGGCAGUGUAACAGCACGAGCUGAGAUUUUGGCCAUGGUCUCGCAAGAAGCUGUGGACAAGAUGCAGGUGGAUCAAUUUCAGGAAUUCGAUUGCUUGGUGGCCUGCGCUCGCAGCGGAGCUGCGUUGGGCUCCGAGGCGCCGGUGGCCUUGCGGCGCUUGCAGAUCCUGAACAUGACGGCGCCCACGGCCAGGGUCCUGCCAAGAGGAUCUUUAGAUGUUGGACUGGCCGAUCUGUGCACCACUCUUUUGCGAGUGAUUUUGCAUGGCUAUGUGCCUUCCUUCGAAGCCAUCAUCCAGUCCUCGGUCACCAUGUUGCACGAUGCCAUGAACUCCGUGGUGAAACAGGUCUUGGAAGUGCAACCUCCCUGUGAACAGACUGAAGUGUAUUUUGGUCCUGAGAGCCGUGUCAACCUCGCGCUUUUGCUCCUGGCCUCCUUGACGGCAUUGCUGGGUCUUUUGGCUGCUUCGCCUUUUUGGUCGACCUUUGCAUGGUGGGACGUUGGCAAAGUGGAGGAUGAAGAGGAAUCCUCCCAACAACUGUCACAUGCACAGGAGUCACCAUCCCUAGCCAGACAUCCAGCUGUGUCCCAGAGCUUGUCGAAAGCCUUUCCCUUCUUCAUUGUCUCAACAAUGAUCCUCUUUGUUUUCUCGGACCUUGGCUUGGGCACUGUGGUGAACAUCGUCUUUGAAGCGCAGGGUGAAACCACCACCAUUGGCCCAGCCUUUUCUUUCUCAGUCUUGACACUCUCCAGAGAUAGCCUGAAAGGAGGAGCCUGGCUUAUCGCCAUCUUAGUGAUUGGGCUGAGCGGAGUGUGGCCUUUUGUGAAGCUGGGCAUGUUGCUUUGGGCGUGGCUGGCGCCCACAAGGUCCUUGAGGAGAAGCCAGAGGACCCAGCUACUGGUGUUUUUGGAUGAGUAUGGCAAGUACAGUUUAGUGGACAGCUGGCUGGCCAUUUUGGCGUUGUGCGCCUUCGACAUCAAAUGGAAGAGCGAGGAGGCUUCCGUGAAUGUGAUGCCAGUUCCAAUGCUUCCCUUUUUCACCUUCGUUGUGGCCAGCGUGUUUUCCUUGGUCUUGGGCCAUGUGGCAACUGUCUACAACCGGAGGUCUUUAGCUGUGGCGCCAUUACCCAGAUCGCUCAGCCGGGAAUUACAGGAAGAAGAACUUCAUGUGCUCUUCGAAGAUCUUCCACUCAGACAAUCAUGGCAACUCUUGCUUUUGACCCUUUUCUCUGGACUCAGUUUGCUGGUGUCGUGUUUCCUAAGCACCAUCCAAUACCAAGUCUCAGGUGUGAUUGCUGAUUUGUUGCUCGAGGAGGAACAGAAAGAACUCUCAUAUAGUUUGAUCACACUGGGGAGUUUCCUCACCACAGGCUUUGAAGCUUCAACAGGCCUGCGAACGGUCCAGUUCAUUUUCUUUUCCUUUACCGUGGCCAUCCCGCUGGCACUCGUGGGCACCCUACUGGCCUUGCUCCUUUGGCCUAUGACUCGGCCUCAGCAAAAGCGUUUGCUGAAGGCUUGUCAUGUCCUGGAUGCUUGGGCUGCAUUCGAUGUCUUUGUCCUGGCAGUGGUGGUGGCCAACUUUGAGUUCUGGCUCUUGACGGAAUUCCUGAUGUAUCAUGAUAAUAUUGCCGCCGCAUGCCACUGGGUUCACCAGAACUUAAACGCGGAAUGUUUGGCCAUGCAAUGUCACGUGCUCCCGGGAUUUAUUCUGAUGGCAUUUGCUGGGAUUGCUUCAUAUCUCACUCCAAAGAUCUACUUUCAGCUUUGUGAAGGUACCAUCGAAGAGAGAGUACUUUCCUCGUCGGAUUCUGAAGAAGAGCCGCUUCAGACGCUUCAGAAGUUGUGACGUGCGCCAAAACAGAAUAUUUAUUGGAGGAUGAGUACUCAGGCAAAAGCAAUUUCCAUGAACUCUUGCAUGUUUGCGCCAUUCCCACCUUGCCAAACACAUGUUCCAAAUGAAAACC
Durusdinium trenchii is the source of this 3114-nucleotide messenger RNA. The record is from the annotation of a GenBank genome assembly. NCBI's taxonomy places the organism in Eukaryota, Dinophyceae, Suessiales, Symbiodiniaceae.